Scomber japonicus (chub mackerel) is the source of this 1140-nucleotide messenger RNA. RefSeq names its product RNA binding protein fox-1 homolog 3-like. NCBI's taxonomy places the organism in Eukaryota, Metazoa, Chordata, Actinopteri, Scombriformes, Scombridae. Gene Ontology annotation, biological process: regulation of alternative mRNA splicing, via spliceosome; nervous system development. The transcript has 12 exons. The record is from RefSeq and is a predicted model, not a curated record. The coding region runs from base 1 to 1140 and encodes 379 amino acids. Gene Ontology annotation, cellular component: cytoplasm; nucleus. Gene Ontology annotation, molecular function: mRNA binding.
AUGCGCAAAGCGUCCCGUCACCCCAUGCUGAGCUCCAUGGCCAACUCCGGCUGCCUGCUGCUCUCCGGCUCCGGGAUGCUACCUCACUCGCUCCAGUGUCCCCCUGCUUUCCUCUACCUGCCCGAGGGUAACCAAGAGGCCACCAAUCCCCCAGAAGCGAUGGCCCAGCCGUACACCCCAGCCCAGUACCCCCCUCCCCCACAGAAUGGCAUCCCUGCAGAGUUCGCGGCGCCGCACCCGCUCCCGACGCAGGACUACACCGGGCAGAGCCGGGUUCCUGAGCACGCCAUGACCCUGUACACUCCCACACAGACGCACAGCGAGCCGGCCGGCACUGACAACAGCACGCCCGCCAUCACCGCCACCACGACCGCACCGACAGAUGACGUGACGCAAACAGAGGGCUCUCAGCAGCUCCAGCUCCAGCACUCAGACUCUUCAGAGAAGCAGCAGCCCAAAAGGUUACAUGUCUCCAACAUUCCCUUCCGCUUCCGGGACCCUGACCUAAGGCAAAUGUUUGGGCAAUUUGGAAAGAUUUUAGAUGUGGAGAUUAUCUUUAAUGAGCGAGGAUCCAAGGGCUUUGGGUUUGUAACUUUUGAAACAAGCACAGAUGCUGAUCGUGCACGGGAGAAACUAAACGGUACAAUCGUAGAGGGACGCAAAAUAGAGGUGAACAAUGCAACAGCACGAGUGAUGACAAACAAAAAAGUGGCCAACCCUUACACGAAUGGCUGGAAGCUGAAUCCAGUGGUAGGAGCUGUCUAUGGUCCUGAACUGUAUGCCGUAACAGGGUUUCCCUAUCCUGCCACAGGCGCUACAGUGGCCUAUAGGGGUGCCCACUUGCGGGGUCGGGGGCGGGCUGUGUACAACACGUUCCGCACAGCUCCACCACCGCCACCAAUCCCAGCUUACGGAGCGGUGGUGUACCAAGAUGGCUUCUAUGGUGCAGAGAUCUAUGGUGGAUAUGCAGCAUACAGAUUUGCCCAGCCCACCACCACCGCUGCUUACAGUGACAGCUAUGGCAGAGUCUAUGCAACAGCAGAUCCCUACCACCACACGAUUGGCCCUGCCGCCACAUACAGUGUGGGGACUAUGGCUAGCCUAUACAGAGGAGGGUACAGUCGCUUCACUCCCUACUAA